UGUUGAAAUAUAAAUUUAAGGGGCAAUAUUGAAAAUUAGACUAAAGUUGAUAGACCAAAAAAUAAAUUAGUAACAGUUUCCAACAUCUAUCGCCAAGUCUUCCCCUAGGGUUUUUUUUCUUUUCUGAAACGGACAUCGAGAUUCCAGGAGUGAACUUGACAAUCGGAGAGAAAUGGGGUCGAUUGAAAGAGAUCAGACGACGCAGCAUCACCCGCCUCAAAUCAGCAGUCUCGUCGUACGACCAUCCGGAAGCAACGACGGAGAAGACCGCCGUAACGCCGCCGCCGGAGACUAUGAGUCCGGAGAAGUCUCCCGUGACAGGCCCUCAUUUGCUCGCUCGGAUCGGUUUAAAGGUGACAAUGGAGGACAUAGAACUCGUGCAAGUUCUAGCUCACCAGGCCGUCGUGGAUAUGAAGAGCACCGGCAUGGUUCUGAUCUUAAUCAUUCAGGCCCUCCACCUCGUGUUCGUGAGUUCAGCAGCAGAAGGGAAUCAUCUGGGAGACACAGAGAUUAUUCACCACCUUAUGCUAGAGGUGGAGCUGCUGCUCGUCCUUAUGGAAGAGGUUUCGAUGGACCUGAACCUGCGCAUGGAAGUGAGAGCAUGAGCAGAAAUAGUUACCCGAGAAUGCAACCGAGAGAUGGAGAUUGGUACUGUCUAGAUCCAUUAUGUAGAAACUUGAACUUUGCGAGACGCGAGUCCUGCAACAAAUGCAAAAGGCAUCGGUAUGCACCGGCUAAUAGUCCUCCACCACCUCGUCUUCUUCCUCCUCCUAUGAAUUUCUCCCCAAGAAGAGACUUUAAUGGCUACAGAUCUCCUCCACGGGGCUGGCCCAGAGACUACCCGCCACCAAGACAUGACCAUCCCACAUGGAGAGACAGAGACAGAGACAGAGACCGAGACCGAGAUCGUCUACAUCACCCAGAUCAUGAGUACCCUCCUAGCAGAAGAAUAGCCUCUGACUGGGCCCAUACUGAGCCGCUCCCAAAACCUCAUUACGACAGACGACCACCUCUCAGUCUGCCUCCUCCACCGCAUCCUCCACCUCGUGGUGACAGAUGGGGACCACUCUCGAGAGAAAGGAGUAGAUCCCCACCAUUGAGAGAUGGUCCACUGCCACAAUUGAGAGAUGGUCCGCCGCCACCAUUGAGAGGAGGCGGUCCACCGCCGCACAGAGAUUACCGCCGUGAAAGUUACUUGGAUAGAGGAGGACGAGAUGAUCGGCGUGGUGGCAGAGACAGAAUGGGAAACUCUUACUGAUUCAAAAACUGUGUAUGUCUCGAGAAUUUGGUUUUUAGACGGUUACAAAAUUUUACCGGAAAAUCAAAAGUGACCUUGUAGUACUCAUUAGAUUCUUUGUUCUGAUUUUUGAAUGUUUAGCAAAACUUUUGUGCCUUAUGUGCAAAAUCAAAGAAACAAUUUUGGUGCUC
Messenger RNA from Capsella rubella, 1428 nucleotides. RefSeq names its product pollen-specific leucine-rich repeat extensin-like protein 3. The record is from RefSeq and is a predicted model, not a curated record. Lineage: Eukaryota; Viridiplantae; Streptophyta; Magnoliopsida; Brassicales; Brassicaceae. The transcript is spliced from 3 exons. Gene Ontology annotation, molecular function: transcription coregulator activity; RNA binding. Gene Ontology annotation, cellular component: nucleus. Bases 173 to 1258 code for a protein of 361 amino acids. Gene Ontology annotation, biological process: regulation of DNA-templated transcription.